Molecule: messenger RNA, 864 nt
Organism: Penicillium olsonii
Lineage: Eukaryota; Fungi; Ascomycota; Eurotiomycetes; Eurotiales; Aspergillaceae
Source: the annotation of a GenBank genome assembly
AUGUCUUCUGCGAAUAUAUAUCCGACCAAAAACUUCCACAUCUUCGGCAAAGGGAUAUCGUUUAGUGUUUCUCCUACGAUCCACAAUGCAGGCUUUGAACACUGCUCCCUACCUUACAACUACACGAUUCGUGAAUCAGACAGCAUCGACGGGGUUGCUUCCCUGAUUGCAGAUGACCGGUUUGGCGGAGCAAGCGUCACGAUGCCACACAAACUGCAAGUCCAUAAGUUGUGUGACGAACAAACCGAAACCGCGAGACUUAUCGGGGCCAUCAACACCCUCAUCGUGAAAGAUCAUGGCCGCCGGCGCACGGUUACUGGCGACAACACCGACUGGUCUGGGCUACAUAGCAUUAUUGUUUCGCACUCCAGAGACAAGCAGCGCCAUCCCAGCGUUGGACUAGUGAUUGGAGCUGGCGGAGCAUCACGAGCCGCAUUAUAUUCCAUGCAUAAGGCCGGAAUCCAAAAGAUUUUCCUCGUCAACCGAACCCAGGCUACAGCCGAGAAAGUGAAGGAGGAUUUCAGCCAAGCCUUCGAAAUUGAAGUCAUUGCAACACUUGACGCUAUUCCCGCAAAGCCAGACGUCAUAAUCGGCACAAUACCCGCAGACACUACGACGGAAGAUCAGUUCACCUCUUUGUUUGGGCCGCGGGGACUCUGCAUAGACAUGUCAUACAAACCAAGACAGACCCCACUCUUGACAGCGACACAGAAGCAUCCAGACUGGGAUACGGUGACUGGCGUGGAGGUGCUGCUUGCGCAGGCAUUCGACCAGUUUCGCCUUUGGACGGGAUUGGAGCCACCGAGAGAGGUCAUGGCGGAAGCGAUCCUGGCCCUUGAUAAGAAGAGAGCGGGGGCGCUUUGA